Molecule: messenger RNA, 1278 nt
Organism: Toxotes jaculatrix (banded archerfish)
Lineage: Eukaryota; Metazoa; Chordata; Actinopteri; Toxotidae
Exons: 5
Coding region: 151-471 (106 amino acids)
Source: RefSeq, a predicted model, not a curated record
UGUGUGCCGAGGAUCUUGUCCAUGCAAAGCGUAAAAUACGCGUUCCGAGAGGAGCUCGUGAAUGCAGCACCAGAGGCGCGUCUCAGCGCGCAGCUGAGGUGAGCUGAAAACAGCGUGAGCUGGUUCAGGUCUGGCCGCACAGCCACAGAAAUGUGGACGGAGGCGCAAAACAAGAGCUGGGCUGUCAUCAGCGACGGAAACAGAACGAAGAUGGUUGACCCAGAUCUGACACUGCAGCUUUUAGAUGCUGUUCAGCUGAGAAAUGGUUCAGCUGCAGCCGCCACUCCUCCCUCCAGGACAGAGGACUCUUCAACCAGGAGUAGUGGGAUCAUCCCUGGGUUAAUUGCAGCCACAGUGUUCAUUGCCUUUUUACUUGCUCUCUAUGCCAUCCUCUGGAAGUGCAUGGUGUCACCACCACAACGAAAGCACAGCAAAGUGAGGGUGAGAGUACAACAAAGGCAUUCUGUGUGAAGACCGGCUUCCAGGUUGCGUCUGUUCCGCAGGUUAUUUUGGAUCGUAAUGGUGUGGACUAAAAUCUGAAAACAGACUUUGUUCCCUGUCAGUGAAAAGCACCAGACUGACAAUAUGCUGAGGAAUAUCCUCCUUCUAAUGGAUCCAAAGAUCAAUCCACAAAAAAAAACUGACGCAACAGAGUGGAUGUGUUACCCAUUUCCCACAGCUUUACUGUCUGCCGGUGGCCCCAUGAUGAUGUGAAUCACUUUUUCGGCAUGUCAGAUUGUGCUGCUGUUCUUCUGUUUUUAUUUUUAUUUUUUCUGUGAACUCUGCACUACUGAGAAACAAGGCUGUUUAGGCCACAGCUCGCUCCAGUGACCGAUAAGCUGUGUGUAUGUGUGUGUCAGAGAGAGGGAGAGAGAGACUGUGGUAUAGUUAGUAUAUGCACAUUUCUUUUCAUGUUUUAUACCUGCACCAAAUGGACAGUGGCAUUUUAAACAUAUCCUCUAUACUUGCAUUGUAUUUCCUAAUAGCAUUUUUAAAGUACACAAUAGCAUCAGUGGGUUCCAUUUACAUCUAUUUUGUUUCUUAAAGAUAUUUAGGAAAACUAAGGUUGCCUAGGGUGUUCAGGACAGUCAGCUAAUCACCUCGACUCAAGUCUUUACCGAUCAUUCCCUGUGGAAAUCUAGGAACUGAUUUUCAUUUUGUUUUUAUAGUUGUCCUUUGUUGUCGUCUUUAAAAUCCACAUGGUUUAUCCAAGCUACUCAGGAUGUUGUAACUACAGACUUUUGAUUCUCUGCAAUAAACUUUGUGUUUUUUCAUAUA